AUGUCGAGUUCUUUGAGAAUUGUCUCCAAGUUCACGCCGGUUCUUCCCUCGAUUUCCUUCUCGACUUGCUAUUUCCUUCUCGACUUCACGAUUUGCUUUCCAAUUUUCUCGAGAAUCUUUUCCAAGUUCGCUUUUCCUCGCGAUUUUCUUCCCAGAUCUGCUAUUGAUCGCGAUUUUCCCUUAUUCACGCCUUGCAAGUCGCCGAUUCGCUAUUGCUCGUCAUCUUCCCCAGGUCGAGGUUUACUGCUCGCGGUCCACGAGUUGCGCUUUUCUAAUGCUCAGUCAUUUUCCACAAGUCGAGAUCUACGGUUCGCGGUCCGCAAGGCGCGAUUUUCUACUGCUCAGUCAUUUUUAUUCGACUCGCGAUAUGCAACUUGCGUUAUCAUUACUCGUCUCCUGCUUCAUUCACAUGAAUCGAUGCUCACUUGCUUGGCGAUGCGGAUCUGCUUUUCGAGAUACGUUAGUCGAGGCAACAAGUCGAGGCUCCUAUUUUGCGAGAUAGAAAGUCGAGGCUCCUAUUUUGCGAGUUACCCAAAGCUCUCCGAGCGAAGAUUGCCGAGGCUAUGGAUGUCAUUAGGGGCGUAUAUUAGCAUCAGGCUAGCACUCUAG
Messenger RNA from Striga asiatica, 609 nucleotides. The record is from the annotation of a GenBank genome assembly. NCBI's taxonomy places the organism in Eukaryota, Viridiplantae, Streptophyta, Magnoliopsida, Lamiales, Orobanchaceae.